UCAGUCGCUCCUGUAGCUGCAGCAGCUUUGUGUUCGUACGGUCUUUUUUCUCUUACUGCCGUGACACGUUUAGAGAGGACGCCGACAGAGUGUCUCCUCUGUCUGAUCGAGGAGGUUCUCAGAAGAAACUGGUGGAAAACGCCUGUUGAGAUGAGGAGGAGAAAACUCUUUUGAGGGUUUUUGAUUUCAGAAACUUUGCAGAACCUUUGCUUUGAAGAAUAUUCCUUCAUUAUCCAGCAGGUUACCUGCCGUCACAGAAGGAUUACCUCGCUCUGUUUUGCGGAUGUACAGACAGCUGCGGCCGACCACCGGCUUCUUCUUCUUCUCGCUAUAAUUUCCGUGGAUGUCUCAUUCGGCACUCGCCAUGCUGGAGCACCUGCCCUGUGUCCGCAUUGACCCUGCCCCUUUCAGGCCUCAGCCAAUCAGCAGCAACAUGGAUGAGAGAGCCAUACGGUUUGAGCUGGAGCGCCAGGCCUGUCAGAGUCUCAGACAAGUCCUCCAGCUGAAGCUGCAACAGAGACGGACGAGAGAAGAGCUGGUCAACCAGGGAAUCAUGCCGCCACUGAAAAGUUCAGCCACCUUCCACGAGCAGAGACGGAGCCUGGAACGAGCCCGGACUGAGGACUAUCUGAAGAGGAAGAUCAGGAGUCGCCCGGAGCGAUCUGAGCUGAUCCGGAUGCACAUCCUGGAGGAGACGUCAGCUGAGCCGUCCCUGCAGGCCAAGCAGCUGCAGCUGAAGAGAGCUCGCAUCGCCGAUGAUCUGAACGACAAGAUCUCCCACCGGCCGGGACCCAUGGAGCUGAUCCACAAAAACAUCCUGCCUGUGCACUCCAGUAUUAAACAGGCCAUCAUAGAGACACGGUUUCCUAAGGCUUCAGGUGAUAACUCAUCAUGUGAUGAGGACAGUAAUGACAGUCUGUCUCCAGAACAGCCGGGAGGCCGGGAGUCGCCUCUGGGUCAGGCGCCGCUGCCGUCUCCCCCGGAGACCGUGGCAGGGAGCGGCGUCCCGUCUCCCGCACAGGCCCCUCCUCCAGCUUUGUCUCUCCCCCCGCUCUCCGGAUCCUCCCCCUCGCUGACGCUGACCAAUGGGACGGCAACGCCAUCUGUCCAGAAGAUGGGCGCCACCUCUCAGAUGAAGUCGCAGCCUAAACCGACGUCUGAGCGCUCUGCGCAGAGACACAAGAAACCCAAGGACAACAAGCCAAAGAUAAAGAAGUUAAAGUACCAUCAGUACAUCCCCCCCGACCAGAAGGGAGAUAAAGAGCCUCUUCCUCAUCUGGAUUCCCCUUAUGCCAAAAUCCUGCAGCAGCAGCAGCUUUUCCUGCAGCUGCAGAUCCUCAGUCAGCAGCAGCAGCACUACAACUACCAGGCCAUCCUGCCGGCUCCAGCCAAACUCCAGAAGAAUCAGCAGCCAUCUUCUUCUUCCUCCUCCAAUUCCACGACCGCCUCCUCCCCGCCUCGACCUCUCGCCGCCCCCUCAGCUUCGGCCUCCGCCCAGAGCGUUCACAGCCAUCAAAGCUCCGCUCCUCCCGCUGGGACCAAACCGGUGUCUCUGCCUCCGAACCUGGACGAGCUGAAGGUGGUGGAGCUGAAGUGCCAGUUGAAGCUGCGUAGCUUGCCGGUCUCCGGCACCAAGAACGACCUCAUCGAGAGGCUGAGGACCUACCAGGAGCUGAACGGAGGCGGCGACACUACCGCCUCUCCGACAGCAGGGGGUGCCGCAGGGCCAGGGCCCGAAGGAGCCGGGAGAUCCUCCAAAAGUGCUGCAUCCUCCAGCAGCAGCAGCAGCAGCAACAACAACACAGCACAACAGUUUGAGUUUCAGUGCCGGCGCACGUCCUCUCUGACAGCUGAUGAAGGCAGCGGUGGGACGCCGCCUGUAGCCACUCCUCAGCAGCUCAUGACCUGCGGUGGCGCCGCGUCACCGCCACCCGUCUCCCUCGCCCUCUCUGGCCGCCCGCCGGCCGCCAUCAGUCCGGCGGAUCCCGGCUUCACCGGCGACCUUCUGGGAGAAACGAUGAGUUCACCUCUCACCCAGCUGAGUCUUCAGCCACGUUCAGCUGCUCGACUUCCCGCCAAUAUUAAAGAGGAGCGCCCGUGCUCCACCCCCGCUCCCUGCCAGUUCUCCCUGCAGAAACACCGCCCCGUGUCAUCAGCUGCCCCCACCGCCACGACCACGGCUCCGCUACUGACUGUCGACAAAGACAAGAUGCUGCAGGAGAAGGACAAGCAGAUCGAGGAGUUGACCAGGAUGCUGAGGCAGAAGCAGAGGCUGGUGGAGGUGCUGAGGAUGCAGCUGGAGCUGGGCAAGAGAGGAGGACGAGUGUCGGAGCCAGUGGUUCUGGUAAGAGUAAAACAAGAACCUCCUGAUAAGCCCAGCGUGUCUCUCUCAUCUGGUCGCCCUCCCUCCUCGCCUCAGACCUCAUCGUCAUCAUGUGACAUGGACGACACCAAGGUUACUGUCAAACAGGAGGCCACGGAGACGGAGGAGGUUGUGUGUGAGUCCCUGGACUCUCGUGGAUUACCACGGUCUUACUCCCAGACGCAGGAGGCCCGGGAGCAGAUUCAGCUGCACAUCAAGCCGCAGACAAAACAAGAACAACGUGUCUGUCUCCAGCAGAACGCUCUGCAGCUGGCCCAGCAGCAGGCCAUACAGAAACUCCUGCUGCAGCAACAGCACAACAUUCACACCCAGCAGCAGAACCGCAAUCGUCCGACGCCCGAGAGUCAGCAGAACCUGCAGAAACUCUCUCAGCAGAGGAAGAGGAAAUCUCACAAGCAGCAGCUCAAACAGCAGCAGCAGAAGCAGCUGCUACAACAGCACCAUCAGUCCAGACAACAGCAGCAGCAGAUGCAGCUCAAGCAACAGAUUCUCAUGAAGCAACAAAAGUUGCUGUUGCAGCAGCAAAUGAAGCAGCAGCAGCAGAGUAAACAACCACAACAGAUCCAGAUCCAGACCAAGAUACACCUGAAGCAACAACAGGUGCUCAUACAACAGAAACAACAGGUGCAGCAGCAGCCGCCACAGGUGUCUUCAGAGUGCGUCAACCAGCAGUCGGCCUCGGCCCCCUCUUUCCCGCUGGAUCUCCUUAAGACCGAGUCCACCCCGGCCCUGGUCAGGGACAGCAACGGUAACCACUUCCUGAUUGCACUGACCAAUCACAUCACUGAGAACCAAAGUCCUGAUGCACCUGAGGGAAAAGCAACCAAUCACAUCACCCUUCAGCGACUACAGUCGACUCCGGCUAAACUCCCAGGUCAUAAACCCGUCCAGCUGCUCAAAGCCGAUGAUCAGUCCAAACAGAGCGUGCUCAUGGGAUUCCAGAAACAACAAAACACAAAGGCGCCGGACGGGAACCUUCAUGUGUCUGUGGACCAACCGCAGCAGGAAGCUGCUCAGAGUUUGUCUGCGCCGCCCAGUCUGCAGCCUUUCUUCCAGGACCAGGACUCAGCUCCCUCAGGGAAAAACACCUCAUCACCUUCCUCUCAAACUGAGGUCUGCUCUAGUCUGGAUAUCUUGUUUAGUCCUCUGUCUCCAGCUUCUAUUAAGACGGCUGCCUCGUCGCCUGAUAACAAAGAUACAGAGCGUGAAGAUGAUUUUAUUGACAUCAUUUUGCAGACAGGAGAACUGUCGACCUCCUUCACGCCAGCGCCGGACCCGUCUCUGGACAGUCUCGACCCAAACUCCUCCGCCCCUUCCCCUCCUCCCUCCCCGCUCCAGCUGUUGCUCUCACCCCCCGUCCAGCCCAGCUGUGACACCCAGCUGUCCGCCCCCCCACUGCAGUCUGAGCUUCAGACUCUGGUCGCCACCACAGAGGAGAAGCAGCACCUCAGCAACCCUGGGAGCGGACGCCUGGAGGACUUCCUCGAAAGCACCACCGGGAAGCCCCUCCUGGGGGUGGAGCCCGGGGGCCUGUUGACGUUGAUUGAUGACCUCCACAGCCAAAUGCUGUGCACCCCCAGCAUUCUGGACCAUCCCCCGUCUCCCAUGGACACCUUCAGCAUGGACGCUGAGGGCGAGCAAGGGCUGGACAGUAUGGAUUGGUUGGACCUCACCAUGGGACGAGCGAGGGAAGAGGAACCCCCCACGCUGGCCCCGCUGGGCCCCCAAACACCCCCUAGUGUCUUUUCCACAGACUUCCUGGAAAGUUACGACAUGCAGAUACACUGGGACUCCUGCCUGUAGCUGCACAACACACACACACACACACACACACACACACACACACACACACACGUAAUUGAUCGCUGAGGCUUCAGUAUCUGAUUCGAGCGCUCUCUCUGUGUCUUCUCACACGCUGGUUAUUGAAUCUUCAAGCACUUUGACCUUUUAUUUAUUUUAUUUACACACUGCAGUAUUGAUUCCUGCGCAGACACUUAUCAGGCAGGUCCUACAGCUGUUCUUGCUUCUUUAGUAAGAGUGGAUCCAGUAGGUGCUGAGGCACUUUGAACUGAGCCUCGUACCUUGUUAGUUACAUAUAAAUUCCUCUUCCCUCUGCUUUGUUGCCAUGGAGAGGUAUAUCGGUUUAUUUGACCUUUGUCUAAUUAAAACUCCUUCUCAGCUGCCUUUUGGCCUAAAGAUAACCUAUAUCCCACCACUACAGGGGAGAGAUAUAGGUAAUCAAUAACCAAAGUUAAGAGAGUGAUUUUCCAGCACCUUAACUGUCGGACGGAGGGAGGAGCAGAGACGCUGCUCUCCAAAGCUACACGGCCAAUCUGACUGAAAUACAUCGUAAUCUGAGGCGACACUUUCCUCAGUCUCGUGUUUUCCGUAUCAGUCUUUGGCAUCUGUUGUACACGUCUUUAAAAUGUCACGGUGGUGAUAUCGCUCCAUCCAGGUGCUCGGUUCACACAGCCCACACCUGCCCACAACAAACAAAAAUGCUUUAUGGAAAUCAGUGUUUUCACCGACCAGUUGUUACUCAGAAUUAUGAAAAACUCAAAAGUCAAAACCUUGACUUUCGGUGUUACGGGUACAUUUCCAGUGUAGCAGCGCAGUGACAUGAAGUAGAUGUUCAUCAUUAUAAGUGAUGUAUAAAAACCUGCUCAGCAUUCAGGCUUGAGCUAAACUGAAGGUUUAGUUUUCCCAUAUUUAGAAGAAGAAAAUCCCAAAGAAACAUCUCACACACUUUGUUUAUGAGGAAAAUAUUUUCCUCUAGCAACAGCGCACAGCAUUAUUCUGAGUGAAUGUUUGAGUGAGUUAAAGUGGAUUCAUUUGCCUGAUUUCAGAUUUUUCUUGAAGAUAAAAGGUAUUUGAACAGGCGGUGUCGUGCUGUGUGAAGUGAUGUACAGAACGCACCGAGGUGCGAGACGUUGAUUCCUGCAGGUGACGACAACAACAUAAACACAAGCGGUUCGAUUUAUUCGGCACGAUUUCAAAGAGAAAAUGAAAGUGAUAUUUCAUAUUUUGACCUUUUUCAGAUUAUUGUUCAAUUUCUUGUGAGAAUUGCACUUUGAACACGUCCCACGUGGAGCCCAGUGUCUUAAGUUCUUUGUGGUAUUUAUAUUUGAUGUGCGUGUCUUUGGUAUGAAGCUCUCUGAAUGUAAACAUGUGGGAGUAAUGUUUAUGCGUUACUGCACCUUACACCAACCUCACAGCUCGACGUGACUCCACAUCUGCUCCCAUAAUGCUUCAUGUUUGCAUCUAACAGGUCCGGUGGUCAGUUAGGACGAUUCACGCUGACGUCUCACUCCUUCUCUGACUUCACUUAAUGGAUGAAUGCAAACAUGUUAUAAAGGGAAGGGAAACUCCUGCAGCUUUAUAAAGUCGUGACACAUGAUUCAGUGCGAUGAAAUGCUUUCAUGACGAGGAUUUUUCUAAUUAUUUUCUUUUUAAUAAACACACAGGUGUUUAUUUGAAUAUAUAUCUGGCUGUCCUGUACUGUAUCAGUACUUUAGCCGGGGGAGGGGGAGACAUUUUAUUUCCCUCCUCGAGAUUUUACACUGCUGUAAUUUACCAGUUCUGACACUGAAAAUGUAGAAAAAGACACGUGUUACACUCUGGUGAUACAGGUGUGAUACAGGUGUGAUACAGGUGUGAUACAGGUGCUGUGUGAACUGUGACUAAUUAUGUAUCUCUGACAAAAGUCUGUAUUGUGAAUCCAGAACACACACACAAGUUCAUUUCUGAUUCACACCAUCUUUUGUAUUUAUCAUGUCACACUUUUUAUUCAGUCUGUUCAAAAUAAAUUCUUUUAGCUAGUUUUGCCAUGAAGAUUGAAAUCUGUUGAAGCCAUAUUGUGUCAGCUGUUUGCAGGUUUUACUGGUGGUUUUGAAAUGUGACGGGGAUGCAAAAUGGUGCGACUGACGGUCCAAACCUUUUGCAGUAUUGUUCUUUCUGACGGUUUGUGUUUUAGAGUUUGUUUGUACAGUGUUUGUUCCUCCUUGUUUUCUUUGCUCACAGACUCGCUGCUUUAAGGAGAGAUGUUUAACUACUGUGCAACAAGACUCAUCAGUUUCACUGUGCAAACACAAACUGAUGACUUUCUUUCUUCUGAUGUUGAUGGUACAGAUACUGUGUGAACAGUCCGGUGUUUGGCUACAUACUGUAAAAUACUGAUUUUAAAUAGUGAGGAUCACAUGUGCUGGAUUCAUUCACCUGUCGUGUGUUUCUGGAUCUUUUUAAGGAGGAAGUGUCAAACACCUUUCAACCUGUCAAACUGAGGCCUUUUAAAUGAGUCAGUGUUUUUAUUUUCUGCUGUAUUAGUCUGUAAGGAGUCAUGGGAAGUUUUGGGCAAACUGCUUGAGUUAUUUGUGUAUUUUAAAUGUAAGUAUUUCUUUUCUAAAAAAUAUAAAAUAAACAAAACAAAAAGGGAUUUAUUAAUAAAAAAAAUACAAGGAAAAGACA
Molecule: messenger RNA, 6847 nt
Organism: Seriola aureovittata
Lineage: Eukaryota; Metazoa; Chordata; Actinopteri; Carangiformes; Carangidae
Product: myocardin-related transcription factor A-like
Exons: 19
Coding region: 344-4186 (1280 amino acids)
Biological process (GO): smooth muscle cell differentiation
Source: RefSeq, a predicted model, not a curated record